Messenger RNA from Dalotia coriaria, 4095 nucleotides. Its product is annotated as connectin-like. The transcript is spliced from 4 exons. Bases 588 to 2183 code for a protein of 531 amino acids. NCBI's taxonomy places the organism in Eukaryota, Metazoa, Arthropoda, Insecta, Coleoptera, Staphylinidae. Gene Ontology annotation, molecular function: protein binding. The record is from RefSeq and is a predicted model, not a curated record.
GAAGGGUGACCUCUCUGCAACACGCGCCCUGUGCCGCAAAGGGGUGGCUAUCGCGACUCUCGCGCGCAGCUUAAAUAUUUAAACAACUUAUAACAACUCCGCACACAAACAGCAAUUAAUCCUAAUGCCAUUCAUUAGUGACACGCUUCUUCUACUUUUCAUUCGUUUUAAUUGUUUAAACAAAAAUAUAAACAAAUAACUUCAGUGUGAAAUAAUUUGAUCAACUAUUAAAGCGCAUAUAAACUGUCACCGGCGGCAAUUUCGAUAAUUGAUUUUAAAGUUUAAUUUAUUUUGUGCAAUCACUACUGUCAAAGCGUCACCGGGAUAAAUUUGAACGCAUAUUGUGCAAUGCCAGGGACAAAAACGCUGCUCGGUUUAAUUUCACUUAGUGCCGACUUUGACAAGCGAGCUGGGAAACAUUAAACGCUCAUUAAAUAAAAUCUCCGAAUUUGAAUUUUAAAUAAAUGGUGAUUACAAUGCAAUAAACGCGAGUCAAAAACGUGUGCGCAUAAUUCAUUUGGGGAUUACACGGAUUAACACCGAUAAAAUAUUAAUUCGCUGCUUAAUUGAAGCAAUCGCGAGCGAAAAUGAAGCUGUUGCUGAUUUUCGCAAUCGCCGCGUGUUUCACGAACGCGCCGGCGAUGCGGAACCGCGAAAAUAAAGGCAAAAAGGACACGUCGCGCACGAUCGCCUCCAUCAAUCUGUGCGUGAGCGAAGAACCGGACGCCCCGAUCCACUGCUUCUGCGACGGUGGCGGCGGGCAUGGCAACGUCACCAACGCCGAAUGCUGGGUGUUCAACACGCAGCUGAACGCCGAUUAUCCCGGCUGGAGUUACUUCCUGCAUCAACCGCGUUUGAAAUCACUGCGCAUUCUGGUCAAGCCACACGGCAACCUUACAUUCAUACCGACGAAGGCUCUGGGCUAUCUGAAGGAUCUACACAAGUUCGAGAUGAUCUAUGCCAGCGUCGACGAGAUCCGCACGAAUACCUUCGCCAAUUUGUCACAGCUGGCGCAGCUGAAGCUCAAUCGCAACAAGAUCGGUGCACUUGCCGAACAGGCGUUCGCGAAUUUGCAUAAUCUGAAAGAGUUGUACCUCAACGAGAACGACGUGCAGGAGUUGCGCCGGGACGUGUUCGUCGAUCUGCCAGGACUCCGGCAACUCGCCAUCACGCAAAACCGGCUGAAUGUGAUCCAGGAAGGCACGUUCAAGUAUCUUACCAAGCUGUUGGAGCUGGAGCUCGCGGCGAAUUUCAUCUCGGUGCUCACCAAGGAUACCUUCCAAGGACUCGAGUAUCUGCGCCGGCUGGACCUUAGCAACAAUAAGAUUAAUAUGCUCGGGGAUUUGACUUUCUCUGAACUUUGGCUCUUGGAGGAGUUAUUGUUGGAAUCGAAUCAAAUCGAAAUGAUCACCGAUAGGGCGUUUGCCGGCCUCACCAACCUUCGUCUGCUGAACAUGCGCCACAAUAAACUCACUUUACUAUCGCCGAUGCUCUUUGGCGGCGUUCCCGGCAUCCACCACUUGGAUUUACGAUCGAACAACUUGGCAACGCUCACGGUUGAGAACGUGCGCCCCAUCAUGCACAAUAUGUACAACGUUAGCAGCAACUUUUACGUUGAGCAAAAUCAUUUCAUAUGCGACUGUCGCCUGGCAUGGAUGCACAGCUUACGCAACGCAACCAAAAACGAACGGAUACGAAAACAACUCACCAAUCUCGUCUGCUUCUGGGAGCAACCACAUCCGGAUGAUUUGGACUUAGGUGGUGUCGCGCAAUUGGACAAGCGAAAACCAGCGCACAUAACGCACGCGAUAAUUAUCACGGACAACUUGAAUCCGCGCGACGAGGACUUCGAGGAGACUUCGUACGACGUCGGCAAUGAUUACAACUAUGACCAUCAACAGGACAGCUCGUCAAGUCAUCGACGCGAUAGUCGCGUGGAGAUGGAUACAGAAACACCGCCGGGAGUUAGCGGAGUUGAAACGACGCGUGACCCCUCCGAGCGUUAUCUGUUUCAGAUCCCAGUCAACGAGUUGCCCUGUCCGCUUACCGAGCAACCCACCGAGGAGACGCUGCGGAAGAACCUCAACACGCCCGCUUACUCAGACAGUAAUUCCGGUACUUCUAGCCAUUUACAUUACUUGCUCGCGUUAAUUGCGGCGAUGCUCAUCGUGCAAGUUGUCUAAACGCAGUGAUUGGUAUUAUAUUUAUUUAAAAAAUAAGAAAAACAACUCUAAGCGGAUUCUGGAGAGCAAUUUCGUUUUCGUAUGAUAAUGAACGUCCAGCACAUACACAGUAUUUUCAGCCAGCGCACAAUUUGCGCGUAUUGUUGUGAUUAUUCGUAUUAUGCGUAUUUUCAUUGUUCUACGUCGAGACUGACGCAGGGUGGAACCCAGGGAAAAAAUAUAUUCACCGGAGCGAAAACAAUGAGGCAAUUAUCUUACGAUUUCUUAUAAAAUGCAAAUUACUUGAAAUUGAAAAUGUAAAAACAUUUUUAUUAACUUUUAUUAACUUAACAUAAUAUUUUUUUUGCUUGAAAAUCAUUAUUCCGAGCGGGGAUAAGUGCUUGUAACUGGGAAACCUCUCGAAAGUCAAUAAAACUAAAACAUGGCGGUAAUUGAAUUAAAAUUAAUUAGAGGUAACAGUAAAUGAAGGGGAUCUCGGCUCGUGCGCGUCGUGUAAUUGUAAGAUGUAUAAGAAAAUUGUUAGCUUGCACAUCCAGCUUGGAGGAAACAAGCAGGACCAGAGUUUGAAAGCACGACUGGGGCACGUGUGCGGAACAGAGCAAACAAUACGCCAUAAAUCUCACGCGAUGGUGGAGGAGCAUCCACAAGUCCGGAGCGACGUUCAAGCGGUUUUCAAUCCCUUACACCUAUACUCCCGCAACUCCAACCCUCCGACGUCUUCUAUUCCUAUCGCCACGCCAUUAUAAAGUGCUUAUUUAUUUUUAAUCUGAGCGGAUAGCAGGUACGCCAAUAUUUAUUCAAAAUAUGGGCCGCAGGUAAAUAUAUCAAAAAUGUCCGCAUAAAUUUUAUUACCGAGAGAUAAUUUUUUUUUUAACUUAAUCUAAAUAUUUGAGGGUUUCGCACCACGCGUCAGUCUCGCAUGGGAAUUGAUUUCUUUGUCGAAUUGAAAAUUUAACUAAAUGUUUAACGAAUUAGCAGAAACGAAGUAACUCGCAAUUUACCAUAUCAUUAUUCACUAAUAAACAAAUAAACAACAUUCACCAGCGCACAUACACACACCAACACACACAAAUUCUCAGUGUUUAACUGUGCGAUAAAACGCGAUCCAGUUGUAACUUUAAAUUAUUGUCUCGUUUCAUUUCGGAAUCCAUUAAUCGUAACCGAACAUGUAAUACUAAAUGGAGACUCGUGUUAAAAAUCCCCCCACAUACACACAACCAUGGAUGUUUGCGGCUCAAGUAAUUAAUAAAAUAAAUGUCAUAUUUAAUUAUCAACUUUAGAUAGUUAUCAUUAUCAUUCGCAUACAUCAUCGGCAUUAUAUUUCAUGCACCAGCAUUCACGAUUUAAGAUGAAAUUUGUGUAUAAACGUUUUUAUAUUUAAAAAGGGUCCUUCUAUGAUCUAUGGUAUUAAUGAUAAGAGGUGCUCACUGAUAAAUAAAAUUGGGUAAAAUAUUAAAACAUAUUAUGAACAAAAAAAAAAUUUUUUUCAUUUUUAAUAUUUUACCCAAUAAUAAAUUCUAUUAGAUCUCAUGAAUAUAAUGCUCAGAGCAUAAAUUUGUUAAAAAUAAAUAAUGUAAGACUAAAAAAACAUCUUUUACAAAAACUGUUUGAUUCAUGAGUGUCCAAUACAAUUAACUGUAAACUUUUGCAAUAGCAGACGUUGUGUCACGUCGAUGAAUGGUCGUGCACUAAAGCGUAAAUAUUUUUAUGGCUAUUAAUUCUAAGUAUAAUGUUGUAUCGGUUGUUGAUUCUAUUAAUCCGAAUGCACCAAAUAUAAUAAUACUAACCAAGUCAUUUUGAAUGUACGACUACAAACUAAGCAAACUGUUCUGGAUUUUGUAAAAGUACCACACGAAAAUAAAUUACAUUUCAUUCAUAUCAAAAAUAAAAGCAAAAAUUACCAACAAAGGAA